Guyanagaster necrorhizus is the source of this 1802-nucleotide messenger RNA. RefSeq lists its product as uncharacterized. The transcript has 2 exons. Bases 154 to 1713 code for a protein of 519 amino acids. Lineage: Eukaryota; Fungi; Basidiomycota; Agaricomycetes; Agaricales; Physalacriaceae. The record is from RefSeq and is a predicted model, not a curated record.
GGAGUGACUGGUCAUAACACUCAAACCUUUCGGUAAAUGCCGGCGGGCCGGUAGUGCCAGGAACGAACACUGCCACCACCGUGACUGCCACUUCCAACUCUUCACGAAGCACUCACCAAAAAUUGUGCAAACCAAGACCGGUCCUCUUACCCAAUGUCACUUAUUUCCGUUUCCAAUGUUCUGGGAACGAACUAUGCCCCAAAUGAACACGACUCUGUUGUGGUCCAAAAGUCUUUGUCUGAACAGGAAAAGCUUCUGGAGCAGCUUCGAGCGCAGAAGGUUGAUCUGGAACAGCAGCUUCUGGUCGUUAACCAGCGUGAAGCACAAAUUGUCAAGACUGUCGCCGACCACCGUACACUCCUCCGGGCAAGUCCCAUGCGGUCUCUACCGGCGGAGCUCCUGGGAGAAAUAUUUCUCGCUCAUUGCGCAGGAUAUCCAGAUUUUGAUAAUGAUGGUGCUGUCUUCCGGAUGAGUCGUUUACGACUCCUGGCGGUAUGUACGAGGUGGCGAGACGUGGCAUUAUCAACACCUAGGAUUUGGGCAGCUCUGUCCGUGGAUUGCGUACGCUGGUAUGGCUUUACGGAGGAAUAUUUUGAAUCCAGGUUUUCAGCGAUUAAGGGAUGGGUAUCAUCGUCAGGCCGCCUGCCGCUCAGUAUCGGCUUCCGAUUCGUGGAGACUAGCCAUCGACACGACUAUCAAAUUACUAUGUUCAAUACUAUUUUCGCCCAACUACAUCGAUGCAAAUCUUUCUCCGGCAGAAUAAAUUUCGAUCCCGACUGCCAUGAUCCUGUCCAAAGGGCAGUAGAUCAGGAUAUACCAGAUGCUCCAAUGCUAGAGUCACUUUCGCUUCGCUCCUAUCGUAUCAAUACCGCCACCAUCAGCUGGAGGCGAAAUCUUUAUGCCAAAAUUCCUCGACUUCGUCAUCUGGACAUCGACGACGCCAGUGCCGUCGUCUCUUUACCGGUGCAAGAUAUCAUUACGGUAAAACUGGAGACAGCUACGCUGAGCGAUCUCUUUUAUCUCGUAGAGAACGCGGCAGUCCUCGAGGAAUUGCAGCUGGGAGUGGUGAAACAGAGUGACCUUCCUCAGCCCGGUCGACGUGACCCUCGUCGAUUGGACAGUCUAGUUAGUGUCCAUUUCCAGUACACCUCCAGUGUGAUGGUCAACCAAUUCAUCGAUUAUGUGACGCUCCCCUCAAUCAAUGAGCUCAUUAUUCGGGCGACCCCAUCAUGGCCCGAUACAGAUGCCUUCAUGCCUUUUUUCAGGCGAUCAGCGUGCUCCUUGACCAAACUGAUUAUCAUGGCCGCAGACGCCGAUAAACACGGCUUUCUUCUUGGUGUACUUCCCCUCGUUCCGUCGCUCCAAGUUUUGCGCAUCGAAAACCGAGAUUACCACGGGCCGUUACACCCUCUUCCAUCCACUGUGCUUGACUAUCUUACCGGCAAGCCUAAGAGACAAAACCUUACGGCAGUCGCUGACCUGCAAAUUUCCGUACAGCUGCGUCAAAUGGCUAGUGUGAAGAGACUCCUUGAUUGCCGUCAUACAAGGUGGGAGAAACUCGGAGUAGCCAGGCUCAAUUGUUUCUCGAUUACCAUCGUAACGGCGCGACUCUCUACCUAUCAGAUGAAAGAUCGAAGACAGCAGAUGUUGGAAGUUUUUGAGCCCUACAAGAAGGCCGGACUGAGCAUGACGUGGACUAUUCGAAGCCGGUGAUUCUCUUACAUUAAUGCAUCAGCCUUGCAGGGUCAAGCAUAUAUCUUAGACGGUUUCUCCCUCUUUCGAACUACAGUCACCUCCCUUAU